Messenger RNA from Schistocerca gregaria, 13988 nucleotides. RefSeq names its product dynein axonemal heavy chain 5 (gene Dhc1). The annotation marks the transcript as partial. The transcript is spliced from 74 exons. Gene Ontology annotation, molecular function: dynein light intermediate chain binding; dynein intermediate chain binding; minus-end-directed microtubule motor activity. Gene Ontology annotation, cellular component: dynein complex. Lineage: Eukaryota; Metazoa; Arthropoda; Insecta; Orthoptera; Acrididae. Gene Ontology annotation, biological process: microtubule-based movement. The record is from RefSeq and is a predicted model, not a curated record.
UGGGUGUUGCAGAGGCGGCGCGAGGAGUGCGAGCGGAAGGCUCGCCGCGGGGAGAUGGACCCGCGGCUCGAGUUCACCUUCCAGCUCCUCAUCGACGGCACCGGCCUGCCGCGCGCCGAACUCAUGGACUACGUCUUCGAUGGAAACAUGCUGGACGAGAUAAAUCAGUUAUUCCUUCCACACAUGAGGAACAAGCUGCUGUGGUUCUUUCAAGAAGUGGAGGAGCCAGAGAUACCCCCUGUCCCCGAUGUUAUUCAAUCUACUCCAUCACGCCCGAACGUUGCUUCAUCGUGCUCUAAAACACCGCAGCCGCGGGCCAGCGCGUCGAGCGGCGGGCCACGCAAGAAGCUUUUCCUCACCGACGGCUGCCAGGUGCCGCUCUCUGGCAUCUGCAUCUACGUCUUCCGCCUCAACACCGGCAAGCAGCUGCCCGAGGAGGGCUUCCACAAGGACCUGUUCUGCGGCGUGCUGGACAUGGCGCGCGUCGGGCUGGUGACGUCGGUGGAGCGAGUAAUGGAGCACGUCUUCAUGGAGGCGCUCGCCUACCCCGCGCCGGACGUCGACGACGACGACUGCACCUGUCCGCUGGUGCGCAACCAGCUGCUGCCCGGCCUGCGCUCCUUCUGCAGCGCCCUCAGGGUGUGCGAGGAAGUGUGCGACGAACCGAACCUGUUCGAGGACGGGCAGACCCUGAUGGCUGGGGUGCGAAGCCUGGAGGAGGCUCGCGAGAUGAUCGCCACGGCCGACCAGCUGGCCGCCCUCGAGGCGCGCGUCAAAGUCUGGAUGCGCCGCGUCCAGGAGGUUUUGAUGGAGAGCCAGCAGCUGCGUCGGGAGAACGACUCCAGUGGCCCUCAAGACGAGCUGGAGUACUGGAAGAAACGGGGAGCGCAAUUCUCGCAGAUAGUUUCUCAUCUGCAAAGCAAGGAGGUUCAGAUGACCAUACAGUGUCUGGCACAAGCACGCUCGAAAAUUUUAAAGCACUGGAAAGACACCGAUCGAAAAAUUACCUACUGUUACAACGAAGCACGUGAUAAUGCAAAAUUCAUUCAGUCAAUGGAAAAAUGUUGCCAUUCACUCUACCUGCACGAUCCGGUACGAAUGAGAGAUUCUAUUUUAAGUCUACUGCAAACAGUUCGCUUGAUACACAGCGUUUCGCAGUUCUACAAUACAUCUGAGAGAACCUCUUCCUUAAUGGUCAAGAUAACGAACCAGAUGAUAGAGACGUGCAAGCAAUACAUCACGAACCGCGGCAAGGAGACCAUCUGGUCGCAAGAGCGGGCGGAGGUUCGUCGCAAGCUGGAGCACUGCAUCCGGCUGAACAGUACCUACCGCAGCACGUACAGCGUCGUGAAGAGCCAGCCGUUUCUCCCGGGACAGACCUCCUUCAGCUUCUCCGAGAACUACGUCUUCGGCAAAUUCGACGCCUUUUGUGACCGUCUCAACAAAAUUAUCACCAUGUUCAAUCUUGUUGACGAUUAUAACAUUUUAUUUGAAAGGCGCAUGGAAGGUCUGCUUCUUGGAGAAGCUCUGGAAGACGCCAUGAAGACGUUCGAAGAAGCUAAAAGUGGAGUCACAUCUAAAGUGUACGAUUACCUCGACCAGCGAAAUAUUGAAUUUGACGCCGAUUUUGAGAUUUUUCUUGCAAAAACUAAUGAGCUCAAAGAACAUGUUGGGUCCAUGAUAGAGGAAAAUUUUGACAGUGUUUGGGAGAGUCCCCAAGGAAUUCGUUUCCUUAUUCGUUUUGAAAAGGUGAGCGAGAAGAUCCCUUUGACAAAGAUGGAUGACAAGUACGAGCGAGUCAUCAAAUACUGCGAGCGCGAAGUGGAGAGAAUUAUGAAGCUAUUUCGUAAGCAAAAGGACGAUCCUCCGAUGCCACGCAACUUCCCUCCCACAGCUGGGCGCAUCGCGUGGGUGCGGUCGCUGUACUCGUACCUGUGGGAGCUGGUGCGCAGCGCGUCGUCGCACGCCGUGCUGCGCGGCAUGGCUGCCACUGCGGACCUGGUGCGCAGGCACGGACACGUCGCCGCCGCACAGCUCGCCUACGAGGCGGAGACCAUUGACGCCUGGAUGAACCAGAACGCCUGGGUGGUGGAGGAGGGUUUGUCGCGCACGCUGUUGACACUGAACGAGGAGCCGGCGGGGCUGGCGGUGAACCUGGACAACCGCGUGCGCCUCGUGCUGCGAGAGGCCGACUGCCUCGCCAAGAUGGACGUGCCGCUGCCCGUCGUCACACAGACGCUGCUGGCCAACACCAAGUACUUCACGCUGGUCAACGACUCGCUGCAGAUGCUUUUGAAUCAGUUCACGAUAGCAGUGCAACGUGUGAAGCUGGAAGUUCGGCCGUUGUUCCUACCGCAGUUGGUUCGUCUGACAAACCUGCUGGCUCCCGGACUCAACAGCAUCACAUGGACCAACCCAGAGUGGAAGAAUUUCUGUAAUAGCACUUCGGAAGCAAUAAGAAACUUCGAUAUUCUCGUUACAAGGGUCAACGACGUUUACUCAAACCGAAUAUUAAAAGUCUUAGCUAGCAUGCAGAAAGUGUGUCUCCACGCCUUACCUCUAGACGAGCCUUGGAGUGUGGAAGAAUUUCUACAGCAGACAGAGGAUACCUGUCGAAAUGCGGCUAUUGAAUUAAAUCGAAAGAGCCUUAUGGUUGAAGAAGCAGUAGAAGAAGUUCUGGAAUUGGUAAGAAGAGCUGGAGAAGCAAUGAAAACUAGUUCAGAUGGAGAUGUUUUCAAAGAGCAGGAAGCGGCGGGCGGCGCGGGCGGGAACGGCAGCGUGGUGUCGGGGAGCUCGAACCAGCAGCAGCAGGACUGGAGUCUGGUGUGGGAGUGCUUCGACAGCCCGCACACGCUGCUCGCCACGGGCAACGGCGGGCUGUCCAAGGUGAUGCAGGAGCUGGUGCGCAACGCCGUCGCCGAGAUGCGCCGCUACUACAGCCGCAAGGCGGUCGACGUGCUCAUCAGAGUCACCAGGCACUCGCUCGACUGCCUGCGGAAGCGCUUCUACGUCGACCUGGAAGGAGAGCAGAAGCCAGUUUUCCUGCUGAACGCAACGCUGAUGAUCCCCAAGGUGGUGGUACGGCCCAGCCUGGAAGACGUUCAGGACGCUCUCGCCACGGCCGGCAAGAACAUCUCCAGCGUCGCGAAGGGCGUCGGCCAGUGGACUGGCGGACAGAGCCAACAGAGGUCCGGCUGGCGGAAGCUGGCCGGGCGGCCGUCGCAGGCCGUGCUUGACGUGGUGUCCCGCCUGGAGCAGGCUGCGCGCGGCCCCGAGGACGCCCGCUCGCGCCGCCGCAAGCUGUACCGCCUCGCCUCCGACGAGCGGCCCUCCUUCCCGCAGCAGGCGCGCAACUUCUACAGCCACGUCAUGGAGAACAAGGAGGUCGUCAAGACGCUCUCUCUGCUCUCCACCUGCACGCAGGACGUGCGACAGGAGCUGACGGCGUUCCUGGAGCGGUGGCGGCCGUACGAGUUCCUGUGGCAGACGGAGCGCGGCAAGCAGGACAUGAUGGCCGCCGGGCUCGCAGAGUUCGAGGCCUCGCUGCGCCGGCACGGCGAGCUCGAGGCGCGCCUCAGCGUCGAGCCUGACAUGCACGUCUUCGCCAACUGCCUUGCCGUCUCCGCAGAGAAACUAAAAUUUGGUCUACUGACUGAGGUGCGGGCAUGCACCUACCGCAUCGGACAGGCGCUAAAGAAGAAGUACCGGCGGGAGAUGGACUACGUGUACGCAGUGAUCAGCGAGAUGGAGCGGAAGCUCGAGAGGCCCAUCCGAGACCUGGACGACGUGAGGCUCGUGAUGGACACGCUGCGCAAGAUACGCGAGCAGGAGGUCGACAUGGAGCUCCGCAUCGAACCCAUCGAGGAGGCGUUCAACGUGGUGACGCGCUACGAGCUUCCGGUGGCGCGCGAGGACCUGGAGCAGGUGGACAACCUGCGCUACACGUGGCAGCGGCUGCAGACGCGCGCGCUCGACGUGCACGUGCUGUUGCUCGCCAUGCAGCCGCACUUCCAGGAGGACCUGCGCGCCAACCUGGAGCGCUUCCGCCAGGACAACAUUGAGUACUGCCACGAGUACCGCACCAGCGGGCCCAUGAUGCCCGGCCUCACGCCCCGCGAGGCCUCAGACCGUCUCAUACUCUUCCAGAAUCGCUUCGACGGACUGUGGCGCAAGCUGCAGACGUACCAGAGCGGUGAGGAGCUGUUCGGGCUGCCCACCACGGACUACCCCGAGCUGGGCCAGAUCCGCAAGGAGCUCAACUUGCUGCAGAAGCUUUACAAGCUGUACAAUGAUGUCAUCGAUCGCGUCAGCAGCUACUACGACAUCCCGUGGGUCGAGGUCAACAUUGAGGAGAUCAAUAACGAACUUAUGGAAUUCCAAAACCGUUGCCGCAAACUACCCAAGGGCCUAAAAGAAUGGCCAGCGUUCCACGCUCUCAAGAAAACCGUCGACGAUUUCAACGACAUGUGUCCUCUGCUCGAGCUGAUGGCCAACAAGGCGAUGAAGCCCAGGCACUGGCAGCGAAUUAUGGAGGUCACUAAAUAUAACUUCGAGCUCGACAGCGAAGGAUUUUGUCUGAAAAAUAUACUGGAAGCGCCUCUUCUUCCAAACAAGGAAGAUAUUGAGGACAUAUGCAUCUCAGCAAUGAAGGAGAAAGACAUUGAAGCAAAACUGCGUCAGGUGACUAACGAGUGGACUGCCCACGAGCUCACCUUCAUGACAUUUAAUAACCGCGGAGAAUUACUUCUCAGAGGUGACACCACAGCGGAAACUAUUGGCCAGCUCGAGGACAGCCUCAUGAUCCUCGGCUCGUUGAUGUCUAAUAGGUACAACGCUCCUUUCAGAAAGCAGAUUCAACAGUGGGUACACGAUCUAGGCAACACCAACGAAAUUCUAGAGCGAUGGCUGCUCGUCCAGAAUAUGUGGGUUUAUCUUGAAGCAGUCUUCGUUGGCGGCGACAUAGCAAAACAGCUGCCCAAGGAAGCAAAGAGGUUCAGCAAGAUCGACAAGUCGUGGCAGAAGAUCAUGCAGCGCGCGCACGAGACGCCAGGCGUGGUGGCGUGCUGCGUGGGCGACGACAUGCUGAAGCAGCUGCUGCCGCACCUCCAGGAGCAGCUCGAGCUCUGCCAGAAGUCCCUCAGCGGCUACCUCGAAAAGAAGAGAACGAUGUUUCCACGGUUCUUCUUCGUUUCGGACCCUGCGCUGCUGGAGAUACUUGGGCAAGCUUCGGAUUCGCACACCAUCCAGAAUCACUUGCUGUCUAUUUUUGAUAACAUUCGCUACGUAAAAUUCCACGAAAUAGAGUACAACAAGAUGACAGAUAUCAUUUCUUCGGAAGGAGAAUCAAUCCAACUGGAAAGGGCGGUGCGCGCCGAGGGCAGCGUCGAGACGUGGCUGACAUCGCUUUUGCAGACGGCGCAGGCGUCGCUGCACUCCAUCAUCCGCCAGUCCUACACCAGUAUCAACGACCCCAACUUCAACGUGCUCACCUUCCUCGAUAAAAUGCCCGCUCAGGUCGGAAUUUUAGGAAUACAGAUGAUCUGGACCAGAGAUGGUGAGGCGGCCCUCAUGCAAGCUCGUGCUGACAAGAAGAUUAUGUCAGAGACUAACAACAAAUUUCUAGAAUUGCUUAAUACCCUUAUCGACCAGACGACCCGUGAUCUAACCAAGUUAGAGCGGAUCAAGUUCGAAACUCUCAUCACUAUACAUGUGCAUCAGCGGGACAUUUUCGACAUUCUGUGUCGCUUGAACGUCAGACAUGCAAACGACUUUGAGUGGCUGAAGCAAUGCCGAUUCUAUUUCAAAGAAGAUGUCGACAAGACGUGGAUUGCAAUUACUGACGUGACUUUCACUUACCAGAAUGAGUAUCUAGGUUGUACCGAGAGACUCGUAAUCACACCGCUAACUGACAGGUGCUACAUCACACUGGCGCAGGCGCUGGAGAUGAGCAUGGGAGGCUCUCCUUGCGGCCCUGCAGGGACGGGGAAGACGGAAACUGUCAAGGACAUGGGCAAAACGCUCGCCAAGUAUGUCGUCGUCUUCAACUGCUCAGACCAGAUGGACUACAGAGGCCUCGGGCGCAUCUACAAAGGGCUUGCGCAGUCGGGGUCUUGGGGUUGUUUCGACGAGUUCAACCGGAUCGAGCUGCCGGUACUGUCCGUGGCGGCGCAGCAGGUGGCCGUCGUGUUGGCCGCCAAGAAGGAGAAGCGCAAGCAGUUCGUCUUCACCGAUGGCGACUCCAUCCAAAUGUGCCCGGAGUUUGGAAUAUUCAUUACUAUGAACCCUGGCUAUGCCGGUCGCAAAGAAUUGCCGGAGAACUUGAAAAUUCAGUUCCGCACAGUGGCUAUGAUGGUUCCAGACAGACAAAUUAUCAUUCGGGUAAAGCUAGCCUCCUGUGGCUUCCUGGAAAACAUCACUCUCGCCAGGAAAUUCUACACGCUCUACAAGCUGUGUGAGGAGCAGCUCACCAAGCAGGUUCACUACGAUUUCGGCCUUCGUAACAUUCUCUCUGUACUCCGAACUCUGGGUGCGGCCAAGAGAACAAACUGCAAGGAUUCGGAGAGUACAAUCGUCAUGAGAGUUCUUCGAGAUAUGAAUCUUUCCAAGCUCAUAGACGAAGACGAGCCUCUGUUCAUCUCUCUGGUAGCGGACUUGUUCCCCAACCAAGCGCUUGAGAAGACGUCGUACCCAGAUCUCGAAAGCGCGAUUGCCGAGCAGGUAGAGGAAGCUGGACUCAUUUUCCAUCCACCUUGGGUUCUCAAGCUCAUACAGUUGUACGAGACACAGCGGGUGCGCCACGGAAUUAUGACUCUGGGUCCAGCAGGCGCUGGCAAAACCGCAUGCAUACACACGCUGAUGAAAGCGCUCACCGCCAUGGGACAGUUUCACAGGGAAAUGCGGAUGAACCCGAAAGCAAUCACAGCCUCACAGAUGUUUGGUCGCUUGGACGUAGCAACAAAUGAUUGGACAGAUGGAAUUUUUUCAGCAAUGUGGCGGAAGACGCUUAAACUGAAAAAAGGAGAAUAUGUUUGGAUGGUGUUAGACGGGCCUGUUGACAGUAUCUGGAUAGAAAACUUGAAUUCGGUCCUGGACGAUAAUAAGACACUUACACUAGCCAAUGGGGACAGGCUUUCUAUGGCGCCCACCUGCAAAGUUAUAUUUGAACCAGAAAACAUUGAUAAUGCUUCUCCAGCGACUGUGUCACGGAACGGGAUGGUGUACAUGAGCUCCUCAGGGUUGGACUGGGAUCCUGUCGUCUGUGCGUGGCUGAAGACGCGAAGCAAAAAGGAGGGUCAGAUAUUCCAGAAACUUUUUUCGGACUCCUUCCCUACAGCUUUUACGUGGUGCACACAAAAUCUUUCCUGGGCCAUGAAAGUUCUGAAGUGCGUCAUUGUGAGACAGAUGCUAAACCUGCUGGAAGGACUGGUCCCAGUGCAGGCAGAGGAGAAAGACGAGAGCGCGGUGAUCGGCGUGCCUGGAGGCGCUGCCGCAGGCGCGGCUGCGGCCAGCCCGGCGGGAGAGGAAGAGGACGACUCCAGCCGCCACAUGGAGCCCGAGCACCUGCGCAAGUUGUACGUGUUCGCGCUCGUCUGGGGGCUGGGUGCCUUCCUCAGCAUGUCCGACAGACAGCCCUUCGACGUCUUCCUCAGGGACAAGCAGGCCGCCCUGGCACUGCCCCCCGCCACAGCCACCGUCUUCGAUUACGUCGUCACUAAAGAAGGUAAAUGGGAACUUUGGAGCAAUUUGGUGCCAAGUUAUUCAUACCCAGAGACUUCGACUCCUGACUACAGCACUAUAAUGGUUCCCAUAAUCGAAAACGUGAGAACAACGUUUCUUAUAGACACCAUAGCUUCGCAAACGAAAGCUGUUUUACUUAUCGGCGAGCAGGGCUCUGCCAAGACUGUCAUGAUGAAGGCUUACAUGAAGAAAUCCAACCCAGAAAUGUAUCUCAAUCGUUCCUUCAAUUUCUCUUCAGCUACGAGUCCAUUUCAGUUCCAGAAAACGAUUGAGAGUUAUGUUGAGAAGCGAAUGGGUAAUACUUUUGGUCCUCCAGGAGGUAAAAAAAUGAUGGUAUUUAUCGACGAUAUAAAUUUGCCGGAAAUAAAUGAGUGGGGUGACCAGAUCACCAACGAGAUUGUACGUCAGACUAUGGAUAUGAAGGGCUUCUACAGCCUCGAAAAACCUGGAGAGUUCAUAACUGUCGUCGACGUCCAGUUCGUGGCUGCUAUGUGUCUUCCUGGUGGAGGCCGAAAUGACAUACCGUCUCGCCUAAAGAAACAAUUUUCUGUGUUUAACUGCACACUGCCCACGGACACCUCCGUCGAUAAAAUAUUCUCUGUGAUAGGUGAGGGACACUAUAACGCCAAACGCGGUUUCACGUCAGAAGUGCGCCAGCUGGUGAAGAAAUUAGUCCCACUAACGAGACAGCUAUGGCAACGGACGAGGGCGAAAUUACUACCGACGCCUGCGAAAUUUCAUUACGUGUUCAGUCUUCGGGAUCUGUCUCGCAUAUGGCAAGGAAUGGUGGGUACGCUUUCAACUGUCAUCGAGAAUGAGUCAGUACUGAUGGUACUCUGGAAGCACGAGUGCACACGCGUCUUCUCUGACCGGUUUACUCUACAAUCGGACAAGGACUGGUUUGACCAUGAAUUGGUUCGAGUGGUUACUGAGUUGCUAGGUCCUUCGUAUAGCGAAAUGGUUAAAUCUGAGCACGUUUUCGUCGAUUUCAUGAGGGACGCGCCGGAACCGACGGGGGAGGAGGGCGAGGACGCAGACAUGGAGCUGCCCAAGGUGUACGAGCCGGUGUCCGAGUUCGGCGAGCUGCGGGAGCGCCUCGACAUGUUCCUCUCGCAGUUCAACGAGAUGGUGCGGGGCGCCGGCAUGGACCUCGUCUUCUUCCCGGACGCCAUGCUGCACCUGGUCAAGAUUUCGCGCGUCAUCCGCCACCCGCGCGGCAACGUCAUGCUGGUCGGCGUGGGUGGAAGCGGCAAGCAGUCGCUCACCAAGCUCGCCUCCUUCAUCGCCGGCUAUAAGACUUUCCAGAUCGCACUCACCAGGUCGUACAACGUUGCGAACUUCCUGGAAGACCUGAAACUUCUCUACCGAACAUGUGGUGUCCAGGGAAAAGGUACGACUUUCAUCUUCACCGACCUAGACAUCAAAGAAGAAGGCUUUCUGGAGUAUCUCAACAACAUCCUAUCCUCUGGUGUCAUAUCGAACCUGUUCACGCGUGACGAACAGGCGGAAGUGAUUUCGGAGCUGACUCCCGUCAUGAAGCGCGAGAACCCGCGGCGCACACUGAACCACGAGGUGGUGAUGGAGUUCUUCCUGACGCGCACCUGCCAGAACCUGCACGUCGUCUUUUGUUUCUCUCCGGUGGGAGAGAAGUUCCGGAACCGCGUAAUGCGCUUCCCUGCGCUUGUGUCGGGGUGCACCAUCGACUGGUUCCAGCCCUGGCCACGGGAUGCGCUGGUCUUGGUGGCGAAGCACUUCCUCACUGACUUCGAAAUCGCUUGCACCGCAGAAGUCAAGUCAGAGUUGGUGAAUGCUCUGGGAUCCAUACAGGAUGUGGUUGCUACGACAUCCACAGAGUACUUCCAGAGAUUUCGCCGAGCAACACAUGUCACUCCAAAGUCGUAUCUCAACUUCAUUGGAGGAUAUAAGAACAUUUAUAAACAAAAGCAAUGGGAGCUAGGUGAAGGCGCGAGAAGAAUGGAUACGGGUCUAGCCAAGCUGGACGAGGCAUCUCAGUCUGUGGAGAUCUUGAAGUGCGACUUGGCUGUCAUGGAACAAGAGCUCGCACAGGCCUCGCAGAAAGCGGAGAGGGUGCUGAUGGAGGUGACGGAUCGCGCCAUGCAAGCGGAGACGGUGAAGAACCAGGUGCAGAAGGUGAAGGAGAAGGCUGAGGCGCUGGUGGGGCUCAUCACGGCUGAGAAGGCGCGCGCCGAGGAGAAGCUGGAGGCUGCCAAGCCCGCGCUCGAGGAGGCCGAGGCGGCGCUCAACACCAUCAAGCCCGCGCACAUCGCGACGGUGCGGAAGCUGGGCCGUCCGCCGCACCUCAUCAUGCGCAUCAUGGACUGCGUACUCAUCCUGUUCCAGCGCAAGCUGCAUCCCAUCAUCGCGGACACCGCUGCUCCCUGCCCAAAGCCUUCCUGGGCAGAGUCUCUUAAAAUGAUGGCGAGCACAACGUUCCUUCUGCAACUACAGAAUUAUCCGAAAGACAUAAUCAAUAACGAGAUGGUGGAACUGCUUCAGCCAUACUUUGAGAUGGAAGACUACAACAUGGACACAGCCAAAAGAGUAUGCGGCGACGUAGCUGGCUUGCUGUCUUGGACGAAGGCAAUGGCUUUCUUUCACAGUGUCAACAAGGAGGUCCUGCCUCUCAAGGCGAACCUGACGCUGCAGGAGGCGCGCCUCAAGGUGGCCAUGGAAGACCUGGCGCGCGCCGAGCAGGAGCUGGAGGACCGCGAGGGCGCGCUGCGCCAGGUGAAGGAGCAGUACGACGCCGCCGUGUCCGAGAAGCAGCGCCUCACCGACGCCGCCAACGUCUGCCUGCGCAAGAUGACAGCCGCCACGCAGCUCAUCAAUGGGCUGGGCGGGGAGAAGAUCCGCUGGACGCAGCAGAGCCGCGAGUUCAAGGAGCAGCUCGGCAGGCUAGUGGGUGACGUCGUAUUGGCUACUGGUUUCCUCUCGUACUGUGGCCCGUAUAACCAGGAGUUCCGGGCCGGACUCGUUAACAGCUGGAAGACUACGCUCAAGUCCAAGGAGAUCCCGUUCACUAACGACCUCAAUAUCACUAACAUGCUUGUAGAUAGUGCGACGGUUUCAGAGUGGACCCUGCAAGGCCUGCCGAAUGACGAGUUGUCUGUGCAGAACGCUCUGAUUGUGACCAAAUCCAGUUCGUACCCACUGCUGGUGGACCCUCAGACGCAGGGCAAGAUGUGGAUCAAGCACAAAGAGGCCUGCAACGAGUUGCAGAUAACUUCCCUGCACCACAAGUACUUCCGCACGCACCUGGAAGACAGCCUCUCCCUGGGCCGGCCGCUGCUCAUAGAGGACGUGGGCGAAGAACUCGACCCCAUCAUCGACAACGUACUGGAGAAGAACUUCAUCAAAUCGGGGAGCAUAGAGAAGGUGGUUGUUGGAGACAAAGAAUGCGACGUGAUGCCAGGUUUCAUGUUGUACAUCACAACAAAGCUCCCAAAUCCAGCAUAUUCACCGGAAAUUAGCGCCAAAACGUCUAUAAUUGACUUCACUGUGACAAUGCAGGGGCUGGAGGAUCAGUUGUUAGGAAGGGUGAUACUGAUGGAGAAAUCUGAUCUCGAGGCUGAGCGUGUCGCUCUGUUCGAAUCGGUGAUGCAGAAUCAGCGGAGUAUGAAGGAGCUUGAGAGCAAUCUACUCAGUCGUCUCACUUCAACGCAGGGCUCUCUGGUGGACGACGAAGCGCUGAUACGGGUUCUGCAAGAAACGAAGACGACGGCUGAGCAGGUGAACCAGAAGCUGAAGGUGGCGGCGCACACAGAGCGCAAGAUCACGGUGGCACGCGAGGAGUUUCGAGCCGUGGCGGCACGCGGCUCCAUCCUCUACUUCCUCAUCGUCGAGAUGAGCAACGUCAACGUCAUGUACCAGAACUCCCUCAAGCAGUUCCUCACCAUUUUCGAUAAUUCCAUAACAAAGUCCAGCAAGAGCUCCGUGACGGAGGAGCGCAUAAACAACAUCCUAGCGUACCUGACGCACGAAGUGUGGGUAUUCACGCUGCGCAGCCUGUACGAGAAGCACAAGCCGCUCUUCACCCUCAUGCUGGCCAUGAAGAUAGACUGCCACAAGGGGACCAUCUCGCACGACGAAUUCAACGCCUUUAUCAAAGGUGGUGCAUCGCUUGACCUGAAUGCUGUGGCGCCCAAGCCGUUCCGCUGGAUCUUGGACAUAACAUGGCUGAACUUGGUGGAAAUAAGCAAUUUACCAGCAUUUUCUGACAUCCUUACUUUGAUAGAAGAAAACGAACGUGAAUGGCGUGUGUGGUACGAGAAAGAGAAGCCAGAGGAGGAGGAUAUACCCUGCGGCUACCAACGAAGUCUGGACGUCUUCCGGAAGCUCCUGCUAAUACGCUCCUGGAGCCCAGAUCGCACGCUCUCUCAGGCUCGCAAAUACGUCAUGGAGUCGCUUGGGCCGGAGUACGGGGAGGCGAGCAUCCUGGACCUGGAGCUGACGUGGUCCGAGUCGGAGCCGCGCACGCCACUCAUCUGCAUCCUCUCCAUAGGCUCAGAUCCGUCGCCGCAGAUCACCAGCCUCGCCAGGGCCAAGGAAAUACCACUGCGGGCGGUGUCCAUGGGGCAGGGACAAGAGCUGUGCGCCCGCAGGCUCAUCUGCGACUCGAUGGCGGGCGGCGGCUGGGUGCUGCUGCAGAACAUUCACCUGUCGCUGCCAUUCUGCAGCGAAGCCAUGGACGCGCUCGUCGAGACGGAAAAUAUACACGAAAGCUUUCGUCUCUGGAUGACUACCGAGGUCCACACUCAGUUCCCCAUCGCUCUGCUGCAGAUGGCGAUUAAAUUUACAAACGAGCCACCGCAAGGAAUUCGAGCAAGUCUGAAGCGGACUUACCAGAACAUUACACAGGACACGCUGGACUACUCGACACAGCCGCAGUGGCCGCCGCUGCUCUACGCCGUGGCCUUCCUGCACACCGUGGUACAGGAGAGGCGCAAGUUCGGACCGCUCGGUUGGAACGUCCCGUACGAAUUCAACCAGGCCGACUUCGCUGCCAGUGUACAGUUCAUUCAGAACCAUUUGGACGACAUGGAUCCCAAGAAGGGCAUUUCGUGGCCGACAGUGUGCUACAUGCUGGGGGAGGUGCAGUACGGCGGCCGCGUCACCGACGACUUCGACAAACGGCUGCUGACCACGUUCACACACGUCUGGUUCUGCGACGUCCUGCUGCGGCCCGGCUUCGAGUUCUACCGCAACUACAAGGUGCCCAACACGCGGAACCUCCAGGGCUACAUCGACUACAUCAAUGGGCUGCCCGCCACCGACACGCCGGAGGUGUUCGGUCUCCAUGGCAACGCCGAUAUCACGUACCAAAUCAACACAGCCAAAGAAAUUCUCGACACUAUUCUCAAUGUGCAGCCAAAGGAAGGUGGGAGCCAAGGUGGCGAGACGAGGGAGAACAUUGUGUACCGUCUUGCAGAAGACAUGCUCGAGAAGCUACCCAAGCAGUACAACAGUUUCGAGGUGAAAGAAGCAUUACAGAGAAUGGGUGCGCUUCUGCCCAUGAACAUAUUCCUCCGUCAAGAAAUAGACCGCAUCCAGCGCGUCAUUCGUACAGUGCAGACAACGCUAUGUGACCUGAAGCUUGCUAUUGAUGGAACGAUCGUCAUGAGCCAGGGACUUCGUCAGUCGCUGGAUGCUAUGUACGACGCCCGUAUUCCGGAAAGCUGGCAGAAGGUGUCGUGGGAGUCGGCGACGCUGGGGUUCUGGUACACCGAGCUGCUGGAGAGGGACGCCCAGUUCCGGCGCUGGUGUACCCACGGCAGGCCCAACGUCUUCUGGAUGACAGGAUUCUUCAACCCACAAGGAUUUCUAACCGCCAUGCGCCAGGAAGUGACGAGAGCCCAUAAAGGGUGGGCCUUGGACUCAGUGGUUCUGCAAAACCUCAUUACGCGCCACAACAAGGAAGACCUCAACGACGCCCCGCCAGAAGGAGUGUAUGUCCACGGCCUCUUCCUUGAAGGAGCAAGUUUAGACAGGCGCUGUGGAAAACUAAUCGAAAGCAAACCUAAGGUUCUGUACGAGCAAAUGCCUGUCAUAUACAUAUAUGCUAUCAACACUACAGCGGGAAAAGAUCCGAAACUGUAUGAGUGCCCAAUAUACCGGAAGCCGCAGCGUACCGACCAGAAGUACGUGGGUUCGAUAGAUUUUGAAACUGACAACAAUCCUAGGCACUGGACCCUGCGAGGUGUGGCGCUUCUUUGUGACAUUAAAUAAUUAUU